AUGAACUACAUGUAUCUGAUCUGGGACCAUGGGGCUUCAAGUUUGAUUUCCAUCAUUGCCAUCUUCGCCCUUGUCUGCGUGGCACAAGAGGAGCAACUUCCACUGAUAAACUCUCAGCCUAAAGCCGCCCCAGUAGCAUGCCACACGCUGGCAACACGCUUCCCAUCUCUUGUCACAUUCCCUGCCGAUAGACAGUACCAGUCUCAACAGGCCCGAUACUGGGCUUCCAAUCAGGCAGACUUCACGCCAUCAUGUCGCAUAUCGCCUACGACGAGCGAGGAAGUCGGCACUCUGGUGUCGCAGCUCGUUGAGUUCGGCGACGAUGUGAAGUUUGCCAUCUCGAGUGGCGGACAUGCAACUGCAUCUGGCGCCUCGAACGUCGAUGACGGGAUCACGCUGGAUCUUUCUGCCCUGGAUUCCAUAUCACUGGCUUCUGAUCAGUCUUAUGUGGAUGUUGGGACUGGAACUCGUUGGCUCGAUGUCUACCGGGUUCUUGAUGCUUUUGGUCUAACGGUCACGGGCGGAAGAGCUGCAUCGGUCGGCGUGGGCGGGUACCUGCUCGGUGGUGGCAUCUCCCUAUUCUCAAGCCUGUACGGCUGGGGCGCCGACUCUGUCGAGUCGAUCGAGGUCGUCCUGGCAAACGGCACCCUCAUUACCGCAUCCGCGGCAAUACACCCCGACCUCUUCACCUGCCUCAAAGGAGGGGCCAACAAUUUCGGUAUUGCCACCCGCUUCCGCAUCAAGACCUUCCCGACUAAUGGUCCUCUUCACGUCUCCCUCCUGCAGUAUUCCCAUGAGUACAUCCCCACGGUGCUCCGUGCGCUCAGUGACCUCACGCAAAACGCCCACCUGGACCCCAACUCCGCGUCGGCGGACCUCUCUGUAGGCUUCGACACUACGCUAAACAACCCCGGGCAGAACAACACAGUGUACAUGCUCAUGCUGGCGCGAUUAGUUCCGCCGGAGGAGAAACAAGUUGAUACCACAGACGAGAACCUCCUUGUCCCACCACUAUGGCAACGCUUUUUGGAUAUUCCAACUCUAUCCACCUCGACAUGGAGAUCAACCAUGAGUGACAUUGCCGAGCUCGUGGAAAUGAGUAAUCCUUAUGGGUACCGGUAG
Messenger RNA from Cladophialophora carrionii CBS 160.54, 1122 nucleotides. RefSeq lists its product as uncharacterized. Gene Ontology annotation, molecular function: FAD binding. The transcript has 4 exons. The record is from RefSeq and is a predicted model, not a curated record. The coding region runs from base 1 to 1122 and encodes 373 amino acids. NCBI's taxonomy places the organism in Eukaryota, Fungi, Ascomycota, Eurotiomycetes, Chaetothyriales, Herpotrichiellaceae.